Apis laboriosa (Himalayan honeybee) is the source of this 847-nucleotide messenger RNA. RefSeq names its product putative gamma-glutamylcyclotransferase CG2811. The record is from RefSeq and is a predicted model, not a curated record. Gene Ontology annotation, molecular function: gamma-glutamylaminecyclotransferase activity. NCBI's taxonomy places the organism in Eukaryota, Metazoa, Arthropoda, Insecta, Hymenoptera, Apidae.
AUGUUGUUUCACAUUGCAGCCGCGGCAGUGCUAACGAAUAUCGCGUUUUUAGAAAUCUACACGUUAUAUGAUCUACCGAAAAUCGAAGAUAUUUCAUUUCUAUCGGACAAGCAUUUAACCAGUAGUGCCAUCUAAAAAUACUCAAACUUGGCGUACAUUGUUACCGACAACAAGAAUCCUCUACAGCGAGUGUUCGUGUAUGGAACACUAAAACGAGGAGAACCCAAUCACUGUUUGAUUCAAGACACUGAAAAUGGUUAUGCAAAAUUCUUGGGACUUGGAAGGACUACUAUUCCAUAUCCGUUAAUAAUUGCAACUGAUUAUAAUAUACCAUUUUUGUUGAAGAAACCUGGUUUUGGUCACCAUGUUUUCGGUGAAGUAUACGAUGUCGAUUCAAAAAUGUUAAAAAAAUUAGACGAACUAGAAGAACAUCCAGCUUUUUAUAAACGAUCCGAAGAAAAUAUAUUGUUUGCUCCAGAAUCUAAAGUCAAAUCGAUGGAUAAGUUUGAAGAGGUCAGUGCCUUGAUAAAGGUAUGGAUAUAUUUUCUACCAAAGUUCAAGAUAUCCUUAUUAGAAAAACCCAUGUACAGUUCGUACAGUAACGAAGGAAGCCACGGACUCAAGUAUUGCGAAAAGUAUGUUCGCGAUGCCUCGUACAAUCAUAGAAGUGAAGUUCAGUGAUAUUUUAUCCUCUGAAAUAUAUUUGUUUCCAGCGAGGAGAGUACAAUAAGGCCGGAAGACCUGUUCUAACCAAGUUUUGCAUAUGUUGUUGCUACUUCGUUAUAAAAAUUCAACAUUAUGCUGUUAAUUCUGAUUAGUUAAUAAAAGAUUUUUCGUUAAAUGAAAA